AUGAUGCUGAGAAUGGCGAUACUCACCGACGAUGCCGGCGAAACGUUUGGAAUGCACCACGGCCACGGUUCGACUUUGGAAAUGAUCAUGCAGACAAUGGACUCCGGAAUAGAGUGUCACUCCUCUGGCGAUUUGGUUCCUACCAAACAUAUGACUCCCGUCACUCUCAUGACGCAUCCGCUUUACCAGCAGCAACAUAAUAUAGAAGAGAGAUCACAUGGGGUUGAUAGGCAUUGUCAGCAAUCUAGCCACAAAACAACUUCACACAAUCUGCAAUGGGAAAACCAGCACAGCAUUGAAACUCAACAGCACUGUGCAUAUCCUCAGCAAGAGGCUCAACAACAAAGUGUACAGGUCGGUCAAUAUCUUCAGGCCUAUCAGCAUCAAAAGAAGCAGAAUCAGGCAGACGAACAGUCGUUUGGAAAGCAAAAAGGGUAUAAUCCUCGAAAACUGCAGCAAUGCAGCACUGACAGCGGCAGGAACUAUCAACACGAUCAGCACGAUCAGCGUGAUCAGCAGGAACUGAAGAAUGAGUGCCGAGUCCAGCUGGAGGAGCAUUUUCGAAUGUCAUUUAACAAAGAAAAACAGGAGCAACAUCGGCUUCAUCGUGCAUGCCAAAAGCCUGAUGAGAAGCAAAAACUAUAUGAUCAACACCAGGUCGCUGAGGGAUCAACUCUUAAAUGUCACCAGCCAAACCAAAAUUAUAUACCCUGCUCGAAUUAUAAAGGUAUUAACUCAAGAUACCUCGAUGUUUGCGACUACUGUCAGAGUCCCGACUGGAGACCCGAUGCUUCAGAAGAUUCGCAUUCCACCCGUCGACUCGAAGAAUGCACCACUUCGAGGUUACUAGAAUAUGAGCGCAGCAGAUUAAUGCCAGCCCCACAUGAUCAGACUGAGCAAGACAUGGUCCACGCUCUGUCUUGGAGUGACAUUUCUGGCCAGCCAAAUUGCAAGUUGCUGGCUAAAACCCAGUCUGCUGCAGUGUUGGUUGCGGAAGAUGUGGAAAAUGACGAAAAACGCUUUGGCCCUGGCCAAAAGCAACUGGCCUCUCUUAUUCUGGCUGAAGAAGAAGUGAUGAAUAACUGCGAUUAUGUUGUCAGGACCAUUGAUCAGACCUCUCCAGGUUCGUCAAAGUGUCACAUCUUCCACCAGAACGAUCAGAUUGUAGACCCGUGUUCUGGGCAGCCCUGGGACUGGCGAGUGAAGUCUGCUAAUCCGGGGACUUCAAUCGCCUCAGAUUCCUCAUUCUCAGCUACUCUACCGUUUGAGGCUCCGGUAUUUUACCACACACAACCCGGUGGGAGCGAUAUCUGCAGGUGCAGUCAAUCGCAGUUCCGGGACGGUCGCAAAGGUUCGCAGCUGCCCCUGAAGGAUAGUUUGCAGCAAACUGAGGAGUCCUGUUCUGACGAAGUCCAUGAAAUGAAAGAGAGACCUUCAAAGGCCAGAAUGAUAUACAGAAAUCGUGCCAUUUGCAAUUUGGGCUCUUCUUUGAAGCCGUCCAGCCAUCUACCGAUGCCUGCUGCCGCAUCUUCAAGGCAUCAAGCAGCCCAUCAAAACUGUCAUAGUCAAUACAUACAGGACUGUCAACCGGCAGAGCCCAAACAAGACAACGCCCAUGAACCAGUUAUUCUGCUAUUAACUUCCAACCUAAGUUCUGAGUCGACCGAUUCAAGCUUGCCAAGCACGAAUUCGAUCAGGACUACUGCUGCCAUGGCCUGUGCUCAGGCUGCAGGGUUAUCCUGCCACGGAGUAUCCAGUUGGAGGCCUAGUCAGGUAGCCAAGUGGCUGCGAUUCGCAGGAAUGGAUCAUUUAACCGGACCUGUUCUUUCCAGACAGAUCACUGGUAGCAAACUGGUCAGACUGCACAGACGCGAUCUGCAGGUGUGUCCUUAUGCACUCUAG
Molecule: messenger RNA, 1902 nt
Organism: Protopolystoma xenopodis
Lineage: Eukaryota; Metazoa; Platyhelminthes; Monogenea; Polystomatidea; Polystomatidae
Source: the annotation of a GenBank genome assembly